Orycteropus afer afer is the source of this 667-nucleotide messenger RNA. It is a transcript of the gene KCNMB1, whose product is annotated as potassium calcium-activated channel subfamily M regulatory beta subunit 1. NCBI's taxonomy places the organism in Eukaryota, Metazoa, Chordata, Mammalia, Tubulidentata, Orycteropodidae. The record is from RefSeq and is a predicted model, not a curated record. Gene Ontology annotation, cellular component: voltage-gated potassium channel complex; membrane. Gene Ontology annotation, biological process: potassium ion transport; detection of calcium ion. Gene Ontology annotation, molecular function: potassium channel regulator activity; calcium-activated potassium channel activity.
AAACUGUCUGCCUGCUGAAAACUUACAGGGAACCUGGUAGACUAGAUGAUCACUUCCUCCGGUGGACAUGGGAAAAAAGUUGGUGAUGGCCCAGAAGCGGGGAGAGACUCGAGCCCUUUGCCUGGGUGUGGCUAUGGUUGUGUGUGCUGUCAUCACGUACUACAUCCUGGGUACCACCGUGCUGCCCCUCUACCAGAAAAGCAUAUGGACCCAGGAAUCCACAUGCCACCUGAUUGAGACCAACAUCAGGGACCAGGAGGAACUGGAGGGCAAGAAAGUACCUCAAUACCCAUGCCUGUGGGUCAAUGUGUCAGCUGUGGGCAGGUGGGCUGUGCUGUACCACACGGAGGACACUAUGGAUCAGAACCAGCAGUGCUCCUACAUCCCAGGCAGCCUGGACAACUACCUGGUGGCCCGGGCCGACGUGGAGAAGGUCAGAGCCAAAUUCCAUGAGCACCAGGUUUUCUACUGCUUCUCGACAACUCGGGAGAAUGAGACCAGUGUCCUGUACCAGCGCCUCUAUGGGCCCCAGGCCCUCCUCUUCUCUCUCUUCUGGCCCACCUUCCUGCUGACUGGGGGCCUUCUCAUUAUCGCCAUGGUGAAGAUCAAUCAAUCCCUCUCCAUCCUGGCAGCUCAGAAGUAGACUCAUCUAGGCCACACCACACCA